GCACAGGUACUUGAAACUGUACUUUUAGCCUAUGUUUGUAAACAACCAAUGUUGAUCAAGUUAUUGUAGUACUACUAUAUAUAUUUAUAUUAUGUUAUAGUUGCAUAACAAGAACAGGUCCUAUGAUGACUGGUGGGCUUUUCUACAUGGUGAAGUUUCCAGUAAAAGUAAUUUGGUCAUUAAAAAUAUAUCACAUAAUUAUUGAACUUAAUUCACCCUAAAUUUUAAAAGCAUGUGUGUGAAUGCAUGUCAUUCCAUACGUGAAAUGAAAGUUAACCAUUUUUGGUGUUUUAUAGAUUUUUCAGAUUUAUUACGUUGGUAAUGCUUCUUUAACUAUGAUAUUUUCUAGAUUAGUUUUAAAUAUGCCUACUUUUGGACCAAGUGUGUGGACCAAGUUUUUAAAAGAUGUGGCAGAUCAUCUUACAACUUCUGAUGUCAAAUGCAUAAAAUUUCUCAGUGCUGAACACAUACCAAUGGGUAAAGCUGAGAAUUUGUCAGAUGCAUCUGAUUUGCUAAAGAUGUUGGAAACCCUUGGUCUCAUUUCCUGCAAUGACAUAACACAUUUAUACGAACUUGUUGAAGCCAUACCCCGUAAAGAUUUAAUUAAAAAACUAGAUGCUUAUGAAGCACAUAGACUUUCAAUGGAGAAAACCUCUGAAAAGGGAGGAAAGGAACAAUAUGAAGAUGAUGAUAUUAGAUCAAAAUCAUUUAGUUCUGAAAGUGAAUUGAGGAGUAAGAAUAAACCAGAAGUAAACAGAACUAAAUCAACUUCUUCAUUGUUGACGCCAGACAAUAUUCGUAAAAGAGCUAACCAGAGUCACCUAAAAGUAAAAAGAAAUUCAAAUGAGGAUGUCACAAAUACUUCCUCAAAUAGACUCCCAGGUGGAAGUAGGCCACCUGAAUACUCAAUGAAAAGUAUCCCUCGUGGUAAAUGUUUAAUUUUUAGUAACAGUUUUGAGAAUGGUGUAAAACUAUAUACUGGAGCAGUUUUAAAAGAACGGAAAGGAACAGAACACGAUGUGUCGAACUUGAAAAAGACCUUUGAGUGGUUAGGGUUUGAAGUGACUGUUUAUCCAGACCACACUGCUAGUGAAAUGUCGGAAGUGUUGGAGCAUGUUGCUGCGAAGGAAGAUCACGAGAACUAUGACUGCUUUGUGUGUUGUAUUUUAUCGCAUGGUUUUGAUGGUGGUGUUUAUGGAAAUGAUGGUCGUAAAGUAAAACUGGCAGAUAUCAAAACAAUAUUUGAGGGAAAUAAUUGUCCAAAGUUGUUUCAAAAACCAAAAUUAUUUUUCAUACAAGCCUGCCAGGGAGAAAACGACGGCAAGGGUGUAAGUAUUGAGAGCGAUUCACCUAUGGCUCCACAACAGAAUGCACAAGUGUCACAAGAGAUUGUCCGUGUACGGUUACACAAGGAAAUUCCAUCAAAUGCAGACUUCUUAAUCUUCAUGGCAACAAGUUCAGGUACAAUAUCAUGGAGAAAUCCAAAAACUGGCUCUUGGUUUAUUCAAUGUCUAUGUGAUGUGUUUCAAAAGCGUGCUAUGACGUGGUCACUCAGUCAAAUGUUGCUUGAGGUCAACAACAAAAUUGCGGAAAAGGAAGAUAAGACGCCGGAAGGAGAGGUUGCUAAGCAAAUGUCGGAUGCAGGUCGAAAUACGAUGAGAAUGGAGUUAUAUUUCUACCCACGAAAUAUUUUCUCUGCGUCGCUAGAUCAAAACAAACAAGGCCUGCAACACGACGCGCACCAGAAGGAACCCGUCGAAUGUGAAGACGCUCUGUAAUUGUUACCAAGACAACGUCGACAAAUAUUGACGGCGUAACUGCGCGUCAAAUCAAAAACAUCUGUUUGGAGACAGUUACAACUGACUUUAAAGGGGGAAAUUUAGAAUGAAUUCAGCAUUCGGAAGAAUGCUGGGAAAACAUUAUUCAAUUUUACGGAAGUAAAUAUAACUGCGAAUCUAUUAAAUUAAAAAAAAAAGAAUAUUUCGAGGGUAUAUAUCUAACCCGCGUUUAUUUUGCACCAGUAUAUUAAGCGCGUUUGUAAGUUAAUUCUUUAAGGUAAUAGCCUUCUUUUUAUGAAGAAAUCUGUGAACUAUUUUUUACCCUUUUUCUAUGAAAAAGCAGUCAGACAAGUGAUAGAAAGUUAAGAUUAUGUAGUAAGAUUAUGUAGUUUCGCCCUGAAGAUUGAACUAUUUAUUAUUGACUGGCGCACAUUUGAGAAACAAGUGGAAGUUUUUUUGUUUUGUUUUUCGUUUAAAAUUGGAAAUGAAAUUAAGUCGUAACACAUUGCUACAAGAAUCAAAGGAGAACCAUUGUUUGUUACCCAAUGAAAAAGCGUAUUUUUUAACAAUUUUAUUGGUCAAUAUUUUUCAUUUCGCGGGAAAUAUAUUAAACAUCUAAAUGUUUAACUAAAAGCUGAUAAUUUUUAUAAUUUUGAUUUAUAUUUCUAUUCUGGUUUUUUUAUGUAAAGAAAUUUCAGGGCUAGCCUCUUGUUUUUUUACUACUCCAUAGUGAAAUUUGUUAUUAUCGAAAUUAAUUUUGAUAUAGUUUUGUUAAUUAAUUAAGUUAUCAAAUGUUUUCUUUCUUUACCCAUUAUACUGCUGAUAAGCUGGUAAUA
Molecule: messenger RNA, 2614 nt
Organism: Hydractinia symbiolongicarpus
Lineage: Eukaryota; Metazoa; Cnidaria; Hydrozoa; Anthoathecata; Hydractiniidae
Product: caspase-7-like
Exons: 4
Coding region: 336-1778 (480 amino acids)
Biological process (GO): proteolysis; regulation of apoptotic process
Molecular function (GO): protein binding; cysteine-type endopeptidase activity
Source: RefSeq, a predicted model, not a curated record